AUGGCGACAAACGAUGAUAUUCCAGAUCCACUGGGAUCUGAUGCACCUCCAACGCAUCAGCAGCCGCUGCCACCCAUCUCAAAACCUCUUGACUACCUCCCACCGCCAAGGCCCAAGUACGAUGCUCAAUCUGCCGCCACCCCCGACCCUGCAGAUGUCGACGAUGAGGUACCACAAUCGCAACCCAUGACUGCUACUCAUUCCAAUUCAUCCCAGAAUGGAGACGGCGAUGCAUCUGCUCCGUACGGGACAAGGUCACGUAAUCGUGGGCCACGUAUAAAUUAUGCAGAUGACAAGGAACUCGACUUGGAGAUAGAGCUACCGGGCCUACCUGAAUUCCACGACACCUACGAAUGGCUUCUCGGUCAUCAACGCUGCUCCAAUUUCGAAUGGCGAUCAUGCUCCAGCGCCAAAGGAUCCUGCGUCCCGGCCACCCAGGCCAAGGUACCUGCACCUACACCGGCACCGGCACCGUCCAAAAAGCGCAAGCAACCUCCCGCCAGCUCGGCCGCCGCAAGUGGCACAACGACUCCCUUUGCGCUGGGCCCUCAAAUGCAUGCACAGCCUGCGCAUUAUGUUGUAUCUAAUGUGAUGAGCUUUUCGAAGUCUGAAGCUCGUCUCAAUGCAAAAGACCAACUGAUCGCUGACGAUGGGACCACGCUGGCUGCGAAUGAACACGCCUACUUCAUCUGUGAGCCGCCCGGUGACCCCUACUACCUCGCCCGAAUCAUGGAAUUUCUCCACGCGAACAACGACCCUGCUGCGCCCGUCGAUGCGAUUCGAGUCAACUGGUAUUACAGACCCAAGGACAUCGGCCGAAGAGUCCAAGAUACAAGAUGCGUCAUCGCCUCCAUGCACUCAGACACGUGUCCCAUAGCGUCGCUUCGCGGCAAGUGCAAUAUUCAGCACCUCAACGAUAUCGACAACCUCGAGACCUAUCGCAAGCAAAAAGAUAGCUUCUGGUUCGAUAAGCUAUACGAUCGGUACAUGCAUCGCUACUAUGAAGUGAUACCCACAAGCAAAGUGGUCAACGUGCCACAACGCGUCAAGGAUGUGCUGGACGAGCGGUGGAAAUUUGUGCUCAUAGAGGUCGGGCGCAGCCGAGAUCUUACCAGCGCAAGCAAGAGAUGUAUACGAUGUGAACAAUUCGCCGCAAACAACGACUCGGUUGAUUGCGCUGUGUGCAAAAAUACAUACCAUAUGCGCUGCGUACGCCCUGCGCUAGCCAGGAAGCCUGCAAGAGGCUUUGCUUGGGCUUGCGCAGCAUGCAGUCGGAAGCAAGACCUUAUGCUCGAAGCCCGCAACACACCUACCCUGUCUGAGUCGGCGCAGACUCCAGACGAGGAGAUGGUCGACGAAGAGGACUCAGAUAAUCUGGCCCCUCCCAACGAGACUCGAGAAAGUAGCGCCAUGCCGGAAGAGCAUCCGCCGCCGACAGCCGCGCAACUCGCGCAGGCCAAUCUCUGGCCGUGGCGGUAUCUUGGUGUACAUUCACGGGUCGAAGAUGCCCUGGACUACGAUGAUCGGAUAUAUCCUAGAGCGAGUUCACGUUUAGGUCCACGACAUCAAGCCAACGUCAAUAUAUGGCACGGACGGCCCGUCGAGCUCGUCAAGCCCGCUGAUAUCAAAAAGAAGUACCAGAAGUCUGCUGGGUCGAAGAAAGACGGCAAGAUGUCGAAGGAGACGCUUGCUCAACUCGAAGCCGAACGGGACCAACGGCAGAAACGCCCUAAAUGGGUUCUUGAUGAGCCGGUAGGAUACAUAGCUCGUGGUCACGACGAAGCGGUCGAGGUACGGGGCAAGAAAGAGCACACCGCUCAGGUCAUAUUCAAAAUGCCGGAAUCAGGCUCCUCAAGCGGUCGGGGACUCGAGGACGCGCAGAAGCCAACGGUCACGGAAGCCGAGAUCGACGAGUACAUCGCGCAAGUGAAGAAGCUUGCCGGACAGUACGAUGUCCAGACUACGUCGGUCGAUCUGUUGACGAAAGCUAUCGAGAAGCUGCAAGCCAACGACUACGACGCCGAGAAAGCACUCGCGGCAAUGAGGGGUUUGUCGAAGAGGACUGACUUGAAGAUGCCUGAUCUCAAUCGAGAAGAGGUCAAACGCUUCGAAGAGGGCGUCGGAAAGUAUGGCAGCGAACUUCAUCUUGUUGCUCGCCACGUCGGCACGGUCAAAGAGGCCCGUAUUGUUCGCUUUUACUACAUGUGGAAGAAGACAGAUCGUGGUCGGCAAAUUUGGGGCAGCUUCGAAGGACGUAAAUCUAAGAAGGACUCUAAGAAAGCCGACAAGGGAGCAGAUGGCAAAGUGGAGGACGUUGCGGACGACGGUGACGAUUCAGCCUACGACAAUGCAAAAGCGGCUGCAAAAAAGCGUGGUUUCGAGUGCAAAUUUUGCGCAACACGGCACUCGCGCCAGUGGCGACGAGCACCAAACACUUCUCCAGGCACACUCGUACCAGCAGAUUCGGCCUCGAAAAAUUCCAAAGACAAGAGCAACUGGCUGCUGCUUGCGCUCUGCGGCAAAUGCGCUUACCUUUGGCGACGAUAUGCAAUUCAGUACGAGAACAUUGAGGAGAUCUCCAAGAAGAUCGCAGCCGCUGGCGGUCGCGCAGCCAAACGCAAGAUCGAUGAAGAACUUCUGCAAAUUCACUAUGAAGCCCAUUCUGCGGCUGGGGAUCCAAUUUCGAUGCAAACAGCCAAUGAAGUUCACAAAGCAGGUGUGGAAAUUCCGCAGAGCAUCAUUCAGUAUGAUGAGCCUCCGAAGAAGAAGACGAAAGGCGACAAAGACGCAGCCAUCCCCUCAGGCGUCGCUCCAGACAUUGUGGUAGAGAAGAAAAAACCUGCUGAGAAAGUGCCUGAGGCGCCACUCGAGCCAGAAGCGCCGAGGGUCAAGGUACAUCCAUGUGCCGUUUGUCACGUUAUCGAAUGUCCUGGACAGGAGCUCCUCAAGUGCAGGGAUUGUCGCCUUCAUGUUCAUGGAGUUUGUUAUGGUGUAUCGCCUACCGCUAACGUCAAGCCGUGGUUUUGCGACAUGUGUCGGAAUGACCAAAUCCUGCAGGUCUCGACCAUCUACGAGUGCCUGCUGUGUCCUGUCACGUACACUCACCAAGAGCUCAUGGAGCCUCUUCGAAUUAGUCAUAAGAAGAAGAGCGACAGAGAGCGCGAGAAGGAGCGCGUGGAAAGAGAGAUGGUCGCUGAGGCGAGUCGACGGUGGCGCCAGCAACAGGAAGCUGCUGGGCGGCCUGUAAACCCAAGAGAAGCGCUCAAGCGUACAGCCUGGAACAACUGGACGCACAUCGUUUGUGCCCUUUGGACGCCCGAAAUCAAAUUUGGGGAUGCCGAGCUGCUUGACGCCGCUGAAGGUGUUGGUUACAUCCCACCUGAGAGGUAUGAAGGAGUGUGCAAGAUUUGCAAGACUUCUGGCAAGAAGCCUGUGCAUACUUGCCAUCAGCCAGGCUGCAACGCAACAUUUCAUAUCGGAUGUGCCCAUCAAGCCAACUACAUAUUCGGCUUCGACAUCACUCCAGUGAAAGGCAGUCGACGCGAUUCUGUACAGACGGUCAAGUUCGGCAAUGAAGGGGGGCUUGCAGUGCCUGCCAUCUGGUGUGCCUCGCAUGGUGCAACCACUUUUGUACACAGCAUGGUCGAGCAGACGGAAGAUGGACAGAUAGCGCUACAAGUGUUUGCACGCAAGUACAAGCAGGCGGAUACCUCCAUCACCGGUACUGUUCGACGAGCACAGCAGUUCAAUCUCAGCGCUCCGCUUGCAGCGCAGCCCACACAGCAACCAGCGCGGCAACCUACCAUCACGAAUGGUGCAAGCUCUUCAGGCCCUGAGCGCACCACUCGACGCAGACGAGGAUCUCGCUCGCCUUCUCCCAAUGCCGAUCCUGACGAGAUGGAAGUCGAUGGCCCGGAUGCUGGUCACGAGAGCACUGACACUGACCCCAGCAAACGAAAAUGUUGCAGCUGCCUCGUCGAAGUCAGUCCGAAGUGGUGGCCUGUGCAGCAACCAGUAGCUGGUCGCUCAGUAACACCUCCGCCAGCUCGGGAGAAUCAUCCUGAGCAACCUCAUGUCAACGGGAUUGUGGCCUCUCCACAAGUUGAAUCGAGCAGCAGUCAUGCUCCAGGAGAGGUGAUCACCAAUGGCAUCGUUAAGCACGAGCCUAAAGAGCCCGAAAAUCCCAAUGCUACGCCUCAAGCUCCCGGUGAGAUGUGGCAAUGUCACAAAUGUCAUGUGGGCAAGGUGGCGCCACCUUCGUCGCCAUCUCAGGUUCGACCACGUCCACGCACAGCCGCAGAACCUGAAUCGGAUCCCAUCGCCGAAGCCCCGGCUUUCACUUCUUCCUCGGCGUACCCAUUCGCACCACCAAGACCUCCACCUCUCGAAGGGCCUCUCACGCCACACGCUCAUCCAGCCGUGGCUCCUCCGGUGCCUGCUCACCAUUCGCCAUGGGGUCACACGAAUGCGCCCUGGCCGCCACCAGCACCUUUCAUGCGGGACCCAGGCGAAGUUGCGAAUCGGUAUGGUCCAAGACCGCCACCCCCAGCAGGCUAUCCACACCAACCUAGCUGGGAUUCUCCUCUGGAACGGAGCUCUUCUCAGAUCCACUAUGGUCCGCCUCCCACGGCAGCAGCUGGGCAUCAUUCGCCUCCAACAGCUGGCUACGGUGUUCCGCCGCCGCCUCCAGGACCGCCGCUACCGCUCGGCCCUGCUCCAACUCGUGCACCGUCCCCGCCACGAUACGAUGCUGGCUUUGCUGGGCUCGGCAUUGGUGGCCCACCAAUGCGUCCAGGUCAUUCACAGAUCCGCGAGGACCACCGAUCAAUGGCUACGGUCCACCACCCCCACCGGGCCCAUCACCAGCUCCGAGUUGGGCAGUCUCUAGGCCAGUCUCUCAGCAGGCAGCGCGUCCACCAUCGGUCCACCCACAAGCGCAAUCGCUGA
Messenger RNA from Cyphellophora attinorum, 4947 nucleotides. Its product is annotated as Lid2 complex component snt2. Gene Ontology annotation, biological process: histone catabolic process. The record is from RefSeq and is a predicted model, not a curated record. Lineage: Eukaryota; Fungi; Ascomycota; Eurotiomycetes; Chaetothyriales; Cyphellophoraceae. Gene Ontology annotation, molecular function: chromatin binding; ubiquitin-protein transferase activity. The transcript is spliced from 3 exons. The coding region runs from base 1 to 4947 and encodes 1648 amino acids. Gene Ontology annotation, cellular component: Lid2 complex.